AUGUGGAAUAAGGGUGUUGCUCGGCUCACACAGAUUCCCGUGCUAAGUCGGGAGCUACAGCUGUUACUGAGGAGCCCUCAGCCUGGCUGUGGGGCGGGCGUGGCAAGAGGCGCAGACCGUGUCUCCAGCUCCAGGCUAUCCUCUGGUCUGACUCGCCUCAGCAUCACGAUGGAGCCCAACAGCCCUAAAAAAAUACAGUUUGCUGUGCCACUGUUUCAGAGUCAAAUAGAUCCCGAGGCAGCUGAGCAGAUCAGGAAAAGAAGGCCUACACCAGCAUCGCUCGUCAUCAUGAACGAACAUGUGCCCCCAGAAAAAGAUGAGAAGAGAACAAACAUCUCACAGGCAGAGUCCCAGAGCGCCUCUCCCAAGCAAAGGAAGCAGAGCGUCUUCACCCCGCCUGCCCUCAAAGGGAUUAAGCACCUGAAAAGUCAGAGUGAUUCAGCAUUUCCAGAGGAAGAAGAGGGAGUCAGUGAAAGGGAAGAGGAGUGGGGCCAUUAA
Molecule: messenger RNA, 498 nt
Organism: Egretta garzetta (little egret)
Lineage: Eukaryota; Metazoa; Chordata; Aves; Pelecaniformes; Ardeidae
Gene: PPP1R1C
Product: protein phosphatase 1 regulatory inhibitor subunit 1C
Biological process (GO): intracellular signal transduction
Cellular component (GO): cytoplasm
Molecular function (GO): protein phosphatase inhibitor activity
Source: RefSeq, a predicted model, not a curated record